Macrosteles quadrilineatus (aster leafhopper) is the source of this 3687-nucleotide messenger RNA. RefSeq names its product NEDD4 family-interacting protein 1-like. The coding region runs from base 239 to 946 and encodes 235 amino acids. The transcript is spliced from 6 exons. NCBI's taxonomy places the organism in Eukaryota, Metazoa, Arthropoda, Insecta, Hemiptera, Cicadellidae. Gene Ontology annotation, molecular function: WW domain binding. Gene Ontology annotation, biological process: ubiquitin-dependent protein catabolic process; metal ion transport; positive regulation of protein ubiquitination. Gene Ontology annotation, cellular component: endoplasmic reticulum; Golgi apparatus; perinuclear region of cytoplasm. The record is from RefSeq and is a predicted model, not a curated record.
CUCCACUCUCCAGUCAAGUCAAGUCAGACUGGCACUCGCAGUGUUUUUAUCAAACUCCGUGUUUAACUAACUUACUUUUCUCUUUUCUUUAGCUAGUUGAAGUUUUCAGAUUCUUCACUGAAGAAUAUUGAUUGUUUUUGCAGUUAUUUAUUCAUUCUUAAACAGCGGAGUCAAUGACUCUUUAAGGUGUAUUGUUCUAGUUGUAAUUUAAUUAAUUAGUUGGACCGUGGAAUUGGACAUGGAACGACAUACAUCGUAUGAAGUUCAGGCUCCGCAACCGGAGAUGAACAACAGUGUGAACCUAACGGUAGUCUUGCCACCUGAAGCUCCUCCAGUUCACUCUCUGCGCAUUGAUCCUCCAACCUUCCAGAUGUCUAUGUGUUCUCCUCAUCAAGUGUCAAUGGUUGAAGAUGACAUUCCGCCACCAAAAGCAGAUUUUUCUGCUCCACCUCCUUAUGACUUGGCAACAAAGUUGCCAACAUAUGAAGAAGUUCAACGUGAAAAGACUCUUCAAGGGGAACUUCCAUUGCCGAGGAGUAGUGCAGCUCACAGACCUCAGACCCUGGCCUUCCUUGCCAUUGACACAGACACAGUCGAGUCAGACGGGGAAAACAGUCUCCUCGGUACCGAUUUCAUGUUCUCUUUGGCAUUUUUUGUGGCAUUCCUGUUUAACUGGAUCGGAUUUCUCCUGCUGAUGUGCUUCUGCCACACAGUAGCAGCUCGCUAUGGAGCCCUGUCUGGGUUUGGCCUGUCUCUCGCUAAGUGGACUCUCAUAGUCAAACAGUCCACAGACCUUGCUUCUCAUGAGAACAGCUGGCUCUGGUGGCUUGUCAUGACAUUUGGACUGCUGAUCUGUGUCCGUGCCAUCAUACAGUAUCUAAACAUCAAGCGAGGCUGGAGGUUGUUGUCUGGCUCAGCUCAAGAACGGCUCCUUUUCUUCUACUAACCUUCUCUGUCUGCUAUGCUACCCUACUAUAACUUGUAUGUGUUGGUUCCAGGACUAUUGAUCUGUGUCCGUGCCAUCAUACAGUAUCUAAACAUCAAGCGAGGCUGGAGGUUGUUGUCUGGCUCAGCUCAAGAACGGCUCCUUUUCUUCUACUAACCUUCUCUGUCUGCUAUGCUACCCUACUAUAACUUGUAUGUGUUGGUUCCAGGACUGCUGAUCUGUGUCCGUGCCAUCAUACAGUAUCUAAACAUCAAGCGAGGCUGGAGGUUGUUGUCUGGCUCAGCUCAAGAACGGCUCCUUUUCUUCUACUAACCUUCUCUGUCUGCUAUGCUACCCUACUAUAACUUGUAUGUGUUGGUUCCAGGACUGCUGAUCUGUGUCCGUGCCAUCAUACAGUAUCUAAACAUCAAGCGAGGCUGGAGGUUGUUGUCUGGCUCAGCUCAAGAACGGCUCCUUUUCUUCUACUAACCUUCUCUGUCUGCUAUGCUACCCUACUAUAACUUGUAUGUGUUGGUUCCAGGACUGCUGAUCUGUGUCCGUGCCAUCAUACAGUAUCUAAACAUCAAGCGAGGCUGGAGGUUGUUGUCUGGCUCAGCUCAAGAACGGCUCCUUUUCUUCUACUAACCUUCUCUGUCUGCUAUGCUACCCUACUAUAACUUGUAUGUGUUGGUUCCAGGACUGCUGAUCUGUGUCCGUGCCAUCAUACAGUAUCUAAACAUCAAGCGAGGCUGGAGGUUGUUGUCUGGCUCAGCUCAAGAACGGCUCCUUUUCUUCUACUAACCUUCUCUGUCUGCUAUGCUACCCUACUAUAACUUGUAUGUGUUGGUUCCAGGACUGCUGAUCUGUGUCCGUGCCAUCAUACAGUAUCUAAACAUCAAGCGAGGCUGGAGGUUGUUGUCUGGCUCAGCUCAAGAACGGCUCCUUUUCUUCUACUAACCUUCUCUGUCUGCUAUGCUACCCUACUAUAACUUGUAUGUGUUGGUUCCAGGACUAUUGAUCUGUGUCCGUGCCAUCAUACAGUAUCUAAACAUCAAGCGAGGCUGGAGGUUGUUGUCUGGCUCAGCUCAAGAACGGCUCCUUUUCUUCUACUAACCUUCUCUGUCUGCUAUGCUACCCUACUAUAACUUGUAUGUGUUGGUUCCAGGACUGCUGAUCUGUGUCCGUGCCAUCAUACAGUAUCUAAACAUCAAGCGAGGCUGGAGGUUGUUGUCUGGCUCAGCUCAAGAACGGCUCCUUUUCUUCUACUAACCUUCUCUGUCUGCUAUGCUACCCUACUAUAACUUGUAUGUGUUGGUUCCAGGACUGCUGAUCUGUGUCCGUGCCAUCAUACAGUAUCUAAACAUCAAGCGAGGCUGGAGGUUGUUGUCUGGCUCAGCUCAAGAACGGCUCCUUUUCUUCUACUAACUUUCUCUGUCUGCUAUGCUACCUCACCACUUCUUGUAAAUACCUAACACUUUCACCCAAAGUCAUAUUUGUUAAUACAUCACAGUUAAAAUCUUGCUGUACAUCUUGGUUCUUGGUUGUGAUAUUAUAAUUGUUAUGUAUUUGAUGUUCCCUGAGGAUCUAGAAACAAUGUUCAAGAUUUAGAUUUGAUUCGGCAGUUCAGCAAUAUAAGUUUAACUUAACAGUUGUAUCAAAUUUUUAAGUUUAGUGACUCUGAGAGACUGCUAAGGCUCACUUAUGAUUCUUACAAUGUCUAACGAAUUGAAAUUAAUAGCACAAUGUUGAGGUUACCAUCUUUGGAAUAACUUGUUUAACGCCACAUCUAAUUAUAUUCAUAGUUUCUUUGGACUGAAUUUAGAUCUGUGGUAAUUAGGAUUUUAGGACUUGUCUUUUUUGUUAUAGGUUUUAUUUUUAUUAAACAUUGAAGUGGUUAUGUUGUAAUUUUGACUUGUAAGCUUUAAUCAACUUUGUCAAUUGAGAAUUGAUGCAUGAUUUGCACUGUCAAAGUAUAAACAGUUAUCCUAAAAAUGUUUCAUCCUUUUAUCAAUUUCUACUAAAUAUUGUUGAUUCUGGUUUGACAAAAUCAUUAAUUGAUGAAUGUAUAAAAGAGCCGCAUUUCUAUGAUGUUUGCUCCAGCCUAUUUUUAAUCAUGAUGAUAUCCCAACUUCAUUUUUGAAUUUUAUUUAUAUAGGUUGACUUUAGAACUUUUAGUUUAAUUUGAAAACUGACCCUUGCAUAUGAUCAAAUGAUCAAAAUUUUAUUGUACAGGAACAUGUGCUAAUCCUUUAUAUUUAAGUUGUAUUUUAAUAAGAUGGUUUGUACCACAUUACCUAGAAUAACUCAAUGGAAAGUGACAUAAUUAUAUACAUGUUUUAUAGAUGUGUGCUGCAAAUUUUUUAAUUUGAUUGUUGGUGAAAUAAUCAGAUUUUCAGCAUUUCUGCCUCCUUCACAUGUUUUAUGUUAUUUACUCCAUUGUAAUGUUAUUCUAGGUAGUGUGCUUGAGAGAAAUCUGUAUUGUAUUAAGCUAAGGCAAUAGGGAUUAGGCUGAAUAUUUAUAUAUUAUUUACACUUUAAAAUGUACUGUUAGUUAAGAGAGUGUAUAGCAUUUAGGACUGUUAAGUUGUAUUUAUUUAGAUCACACACUUUUGUUUUAAAUGAUUCCUGAAUACUUAGGUGUUUAAACAUUUGUUUGUAAAGUGUACAAAAUAUUCCAUUUGUGAAUGAUGCUUUUAGUUAAGUAUCGUGUAGAAAAUUAUAUAUUUUGUGUUGUUUUAUGCAAUAAAAAUUUAUAUUUGAAA